UACGUAGCAUUAUUUUAUUUCAAAACAAAUACAUUAAUUUAAGUAUACAAGCCAAUAGACUGACUUUAAAAUGUAGGUCAUCAUCUCGCUCUUAACUGGUAGUAUUAAUACUUCCUAACAAAAAUUCCUCCACCGAUUUCUUUUCCAUAAAUACCUGAACACGAAGCAAUUACAAGUAAAACAAUUAGAAGUAAAGGACAUUGGAGCCGGAUCGACUUCCUGUCCCACGAAACUCUUUAGUGUUCAGAAAGUUGUUAAGGUAUUUGUGGCGCCAAACGUUUGAACCGGUCUGCAUUGGAGGGAGUGCUUUAUUUACAUUAACGAGAUUUGGAAUGUGCCAAGCUCAAAGCAGGAAGAUUCUGACGUUGGUUCUUAUCCGAGAGUCAAGUCGAGUGCUACUUGGUAUGAAAAAACGUGGUUUUGGCAAAGGCAACUGGAAUGGCUUUGGAGGUAAAGUAAAAGUUGGAGAAGAAACCAUUGAAGAUGGAGCCAAGAGGGAAUUACUUGAAGAAUGUGGUCUGGUAGCACCUUGUCUUGAUAAAAUUGGAGAGCUAGAUUUUGAAUUUUUGGGAAAUCCUGAAAUUAUGGAAGUUCAUGUAUUUAAGACUGAUUCUUUUGAAGGAAUUCCUGCAGAGAGUGAAGAAAUGCAUCCACGUUGGUUCAGCAUAGAGCGGAUCCCUUAUCAUCAAAUGUGGCCAGAUGACAAGUACUGGUUUCCUCUCUUUUUAAAAGGUUCAUGUUUCAAAGGACACUUUCUGUUUGAGGGCUUCAAUAAAAUAAUUUCUCACAGCUUAAAAGAAGUUGAAACUUUUAAAAAUAAUGAAAUUGAUAGUAUUGUACAACAGAUACCUCAUUAAAACAUUUUUUGACAAAUUUAAA
Molecule: messenger RNA, 879 nt
Organism: Octopus sinensis (East Asian common octopus)
Lineage: Eukaryota; Metazoa; Mollusca; Cephalopoda; Octopoda; Octopodidae
Product: 7,8-dihydro-8-oxoguanine triphosphatase
Exons: 4
Coding region: 333-857 (174 amino acids)
Biological process (GO): DNA protection
Molecular function (GO): 8-oxo-7,8-dihydroguanosine triphosphate pyrophosphatase activity
Source: RefSeq, a predicted model, not a curated record